Paramormyrops kingsleyae is the source of this 3787-nucleotide messenger RNA. Lineage: Eukaryota; Metazoa; Chordata; Actinopteri; Osteoglossiformes; Mormyridae. The record is from RefSeq and is a predicted model, not a curated record.
GUCUGCGUUACCAAGUCUGAGGUUCAGUCCUGGGAUACUUUCACUGCCUCCAACCUUGACGGUCUGGAUUAAACUGGGAGCGAUUCCUCAGAGGGAACCCAAAGACGCUGUGAUCUGAGGGAUCUGAGAGGAGAGUUUCUACCAAGGCGUCAGAUAACGACGGAUCAUCAGGCACGCCGGGUGGAGUAUAUGAGCGAACUCCGUCUCACCGGCUUGCGGACACUUGACGGGGUCGUCUGCCCGCUCCCGGGAAUGCCAAUGCAUGCAAGGAACUGCUUCCUGCUGUUCCUCUGGUUUCUCCUGGAUGAAGGCCUCCUCGCGCCCCACGGUCUGCUGGGAAAGUGGCACCACAGGAGCAGGGCGUCACUGAAGAGGAGCUGGGCACCAGGGUCUCAGAGGGUCAGGCGGAGUUGGGUGUGGAAUCAGUUCUUCGUGCUUGAGGAGUACAUGGGCUCGGAUCCUCAGUAUGUUGGCAAGCUCCACACCGACCUGGACAGAGGGGACAGCGUGGUGAAGUACACCCUCUCCGGGGAGGGGGCCGGCUCCAUCUUCACCAUCGACCAGACCACUGGCGACAUCCAUGCCGUGCGGAGGCUUGACCGGGAGGAGAGGCCAUUCUACACCCUGCGGGCCCAGGCCAUCGACAUGGCGACGGGGCGGCUCCUGGAGGAGGAGUCCGAGUUCGUCGUCAAGGUCCAGGACAUCAACGACAACGAGCCCAGAUUCCUGGAGGGUCCGUACACCGCCAGAGUCCCGGAAAUGGCACCAAUAGGUACCUAUGUGAUCCAGGUGACAGCCACCGACGCCGAUGAUCCCACUUACGGGAACAGCGCCCAGGUUGUCUACAGCAUCCUGCAUGGACAGCCUUACUUCUCAGUUGACGCCAAGACAGGGGUGAUCAGGACCGCCUUGCCCAACAUGGACAGGGAGGUAAGGGAGAACUACUACGUCCUGAUCCAGGCCAAGGACAUGGGGGGUCAGCUGGGAGGUCUGGCCGGGACCACCACCAUCAACAUCAGCCUCACAGACGUCAACGACAACCCGCCCAGGUUUUCCAAAAGUAUUUUCCACCUCAGGGUCCUGGAAUCGUCACCCACGGGCUCAGCAGUGGGACGAGUCAAAGCUAAUGACCUCGAUGUGGGGAAGAAUGCAGAAGUGGAGUAUUCCAUCGUUCCUGGGGAUGGGGGAGGCAUGUUCGAGAUCACCACUGAUGAGCAAACCCAAGAGGGGAUUAUCACCCUCCGAGAGCGGCUGGACUUUGAAGAGAAAAGUGUCCACAUCUUCAAAGUGGAGGCAUCUAACCCAAGCACAGACGGGAGGUUCCAGCACCCGGACCCGCUCAGGGACUCCGCCACCGUCCGGAUCAGCGUGGUGGAUGUGGCCGAGCCGCCGGCGUUCGGCAAGCCAGCGUACGACAUGGACGUGUAUGAAAACGCCCCCGCGGGUAUCAUUAUCGGAGCCGUGAGUGCUCAGGACCUGGACGUGGGGGCCAGCCCAAUCAGAUAUUCCAUGGACUGUAUGGAGGACACAAACUGCUCUUUUGAAAUAGACCCAGUGAAGGGAACUAUUUCCACCACGAAAGCCUUGGACAGAGAGCAGACCACAGAGUACAAUAUCUCCAUAGUGGCAACUAAAGUUAGGAAUCUGGACCUUUCCAUGCAAGCCACGGUCACCAUCCACGUGCUGGAUGUUAAUGAGUUUGCUCCCGAACUCAUCACACCCUACAAGACUUUUGUUUGUGAAAACUCCAAAUCCGGGCAGGUCAUUGGCACCAUCUCUGCUCAGGACAAGGACCUGUCACCCACAGGACAAAGGUUCACCUUCAGAUCACUGCCAGGGGACAUUAAAAAUGAAAAUUUUACUGUCUGGGACUUUGCAAACAACACUGCAGGCAUCCUGACGCAGCGGAGCGGCUUCAGGCGCCGAGCUUUGGACCGCUACCUGGUGCCCGUGGUGGUGGUCGAUAGGGGCUACCCCCGCCUGAGCAGCACUGGUACCCUGACUGUGCGCGUCUGCUCCUGCGGCCGCGACGGGAGCCUCAUAUCCUGCAGCGCUGAGGCCGUGUUCUUCCCUGCGGGUGUAAGCACAGGCGCACUCCUCGCCGUCCUUCUGGGAGCAGCCGUCCUCCUGGUGACUGUGCUGCUGUAUGUCGCUCUCAGGCGGCGACGGAAGAGCGCGGUGUCGGCAGUGCCGGGAGACGGGGACAUCCGCGAGAACGUCAUUCGCUAUGACGACGAAGGGGGCGGGGAGGAGGACACACGUGCCUUCGACAUAGGUGCCCUGAGGAAGCCCGACGCGGCAGAGGCCCAGCUACACUCCAGCGGGCGUGCCUGGGCGCCCCCCAAACAGGACGUCCCGGAUGUGCGGGAUUGCAUCCACCAGAGGCUGGUCGAACGCCCCAGUGAGAGCGCCCCCCCUCCAUACGACUCGUUGGCCACCUACGGCUAUGAGGGCGACGGCUCAUUGGCGGGGUCCCUGAGUCCCAUCGAAUCCUUGACGGCGGAGGUAGAGGAGGACCACAGUUACCUUGACGACCUGGGGCCUUCAUUCGCCAGCUUGGUAGCGAUAAUCAGCAAACCUGAGAGUCACCGGGACACAGAGGAGGAACAGGGACCCUGACAAGAAUGCCAAGCCGGCUUGCUGUUAUUCUUCAUUUAAUUUUAAUGGGUUUUAUGUCCGUCCCUCCACAUACCCAUCAUCCACCUGUCAUCUAACCGCUUACCCUGCUCAGGGUCGGUGGGGGGGGUGCUGGAGCCAAUUCCAGGCAGCACAGGGCACAAGGCUGAGGUCACCGUGGAUGGGAUAGAGGUUUCAUGUUCGUUCUUUAUUUUUAUCCAAUUUCAUAUAAUUUUCUUUGCCAAAAUGAGAUCUCAGAAAUAUCGAGGGCUGGGGUAGGAAAAAAAAGGAUAAAAGGUAGACUAAAAAGCUGGGGGAAAAGCAAAUUAUGCAUUUAUACCUGCAUAAUUUAUUUUAAUUGUUAUGUUUUUGACAUGAGUGAAAGAAAUGAUUGCACCAGAAUUUUGAGAACUUGCGACAUAAUUUGAAGUGCCUCAAAAAUGUCUUCUUUAAAAAGGCUAAAAAUAUUUUAGCUAAAUUCCUUGGCAAAAGACCUAAUUUUCGUUUGGAAUCACCCUCAUCCUUUAAAUAUAUCACAUACUGUUUUGCCAAAUAUAUUUUUUAUGUACGUAUCUGAUUAAUAUGUUCAAUCUUCUAUUCUCCAAAAACAAUAUUUCUUGGACUAAUUAUCAAUGUCUGUCACAGUAUUGAUGAUUUCAGUAUGCGCACAUAUUUGUUUUUUGAAACCCCUCAGUUUCCAGUUUUUCAUAUGGUUGUAAUGACAAUUUUGUCAGCUUGACAUACCGGCCUGGUGGAGAUACACACACCAUGGGAACCUACAGCGCACUUUAAAACGUUGUAAACCACAAAUGAAUUCCUCACAGUCCAGGCUUUGCUAGAUAUACCAUUAAAAUCACAUUCUUUGCUUUCUGCGACUCAUUUGGAUCACUGUAUAUUUUAUUGUUUUGUGAUUUCAUUCAUUUUACCAGCUGCGAGAAGCGUAACUGAGCAGAAAUCGCCAGUGUUAGCGUCGUUCUCUUGGGUUUUGCUGUUAGCCAACCUCCGGCUGUUCGGAAUGCAGAGAGACGUAUCCAUGACUGUCAUGUGUAGUUUAGUUUGCCGUGAUGUAGCGUGACUGAGGUACAUUAAACAUUGACAGUAAACAGGACUCACAGCUACGCCCUUCUUGAAAAAUGAUUAUUCACUUGCUGAGGCGACUCAGGACCUUGGC